UUCCUUGUUCGUUUGAAGAUUGCCGGUCAUCAUUUUAGACACUUCAAAGUUGUCAAAAUGGCUGCCUUUGGAAGACAUGCGGUGUCAGCUUCACGAUGUUUACUCAAACUUCGCCCUAUUUCUGUGUCAGGGCAGAGGUUCCUGUUAAAUGGAGAUAUCUUAGGACUAGACAACUUGAGGCGAGUUCGUGUAUUGACACAAGACCGACUUGGAACACUUAAGGGAAGUUUUAUGGAACGUAUGAAGAAUCUAACAGCUAGAGAAGGUCAGACGAUAUUUACAGAGGAUUUGAAGACAACAGUAGCCGUUACAGAAACUGAUGAAGAUCUAGAGACACUAGUAGCCAUGUUGAAAAGGUUUUGUGCAGACCGGGCUCAGGACACAGAGGAUUCCCCCCGACCAUACUGCUUUGGUCCACCAGUGUUACGUUUGCUGCAUAUCAGAAAUGAAGUAGAUAAAGCAGUGGAACUUUAUCAAGAUGAGAGUCUGAGAAGUCUGUUUGACAACAUCUCCAGCUACAUGCUCAUCAUGGACAUGCUGUACAAAAAGGGUCGCUACCCAGAGGUGGUCGAGUACUACAAACAGCUGAGGGAGUUUGGCGGUGAUGACUUCCGAUACCCCAUCAACUGCAUGACCUUGUUGUUUGCUUCAUUAUAUAAAAUGAACACAGAAGAGUCUUUGACCUUAAGUUUGAAGUACUUGAGGGACAUUCAAGCAGCACGAUUCAGGCCGUCAGGUCGUAGUCUGUCGUUCAUUGCAGCCCUCGCUGUGAACCAGGGAAAGCCAGCGACUGGCUUGGAGGUGUGCACAUCUGCCCCUAACCACAGGAUAGUUGGGGUGGUGAAUAUUAAGAUGAUCUGUUACGCACAGUUGGACAGAGUGGAGGAGGUGGUACCAUGGUUCAGAUACCUUCUCAAGGAUGAAAGAGCCAACCUCACAUGGAAAAAUAGGAUAUUCUCUGAAACAAUCAGUGCAGUGGAAGAGGCGUUGACGAGAGGCAAUGUGGAGCUGAAGCAGCAUAUCUUGCCCCUCAUUGACAGUCUCCGGGCAGAUGGCUUCAUCAGGAACGACCCGCUACGAGCCUUCUUAGAGGCACCAGUCACCAGGAUGUUGAGGACUUCGGACAAUUUCCAGCAGCGUAAUAGAUCAUUUAGCUUCAGUGGUCCAAUCAGACAGCAUGGAGAGCCAAGGAGAUUUCAAUAAGUCAUUUUGAGGGAAAUGUGAAAGAUGUGGUCCGUCUGUAGAACAAGAGUGUAAGAAGAGAAAUGACACUGUAGAAAGUCUUAGACUGCUCACACAUAGAGGACACCUUGCGUUUUGAUGAGUGUGAUAACCGUCUUCUUUCGUCUAACUUCUGUGAUGGAGAAUCAUAAGUGCAAUGUCUGUCACCUUUCCAUCUAUUGCUUCUAACCACAUGUAUAUCACUUGCCAGGAUAUAUAAAUGUGUGUCUCAUGUCUCAAGAUAUAUCAUGAAAAUGAGUGAUGUGUAAAUACCACAUUCAGAAAACAAGACACUUCAUUAUUUGAAGAGACCAUGCCUCAUCUCAGUAAAUUUGGUUUGUAGAAUAAAGUAUGUUAGUUUUGUGGCAUGCUCUGUAUUAGUGUUUAUUUAAGCUUGUAUUUUCUACCUAUAUUCCCCAAAACUUCGAUAACUGUGCACAGUUGUUUAAGUGACGACAGCUAGGUGCUUGUAAAGGUAGAAAAUUGUGUCACCUUCUGUAACUUGUCAUCCUAUGACCAAAGGGAAUUGAGACCAUGUUUUGUCCACAUCCUCAGAUUAGUGUUUGGGAGAAGAGAAGAAUCCUAGUGAUUUCAUUUGUUACAGCAGCCAGAGUAAUAUGUGUCCAGGAAAUUAUACCCUUAUGUAUUCCUCAAAGUUUCAUCACCCCAUUUUGUAUGAGGUAAUGUUUACUUGCCAUACAUUCUGUUGUACUGUGGGUGAAGAUUGUGUGAUUGUGUCAGAACGAGGUGUCACCUCAUGGUGAAGUAGUGAUAUCAUUAUGUGUUGAAUGACAGGGAGACUUCAGGGACCUGUUCUAAGUAUGCAUUUAACAUUCAUAUAAGCUUUGUUAAUUCAUUUGACAGAAUAAACUAUUGUGUGAA
Haliotis rubra (blacklip abalone) is the source of this 2103-nucleotide messenger RNA. RefSeq names its product pentatricopeptide repeat-containing protein 2, mitochondrial-like. Gene Ontology annotation, cellular component: mitochondrion. Bases 58 to 1203 code for a protein of 381 amino acids. The transcript is spliced from 9 exons. Gene Ontology annotation, molecular function: protein binding; RNA binding. Gene Ontology annotation, biological process: mitochondrion organization; multicellular organism development; regulation of mRNA processing. The record is from RefSeq and is a predicted model, not a curated record. NCBI's taxonomy places the organism in Eukaryota, Metazoa, Mollusca, Gastropoda, Lepetellida, Haliotidae.